AUGGCUGCCAUUGAGCAGGAUCCGCUGCUCCUGCUGCGCCAGUCGAUCGCAUCCAAACGACCUGCUGUCCCGACAGCAUCCUCUGAUGCCACCGCGCCCGAAGUUCCCCUUUCGAAAGCUACCCACCUGCGAUUCUCUCACCCAACUACGGUUUCUAUCCCGCUAGCUACUCCAACGCGCUUCAUCUCGAGCGACCGCCCCGUCGACCUUCGAUCGAUCUACUUCGCCUGGCUAAACAAGGACGUCGCCAUUCCCGAGUAUAAUGCCAGCGCGACCCGUCUUAACGAGGAGCUGGGCAGCCUCGGCACCGUUCAAAAUCUCGCCUUCGUUGAGCGUCUAGACCUAUUUACCUGGUUGGAAGGAGCCAGCGAAGAGAGUGAGCACAUCAAGCCUCUGGCUGGCGACAAGGAGGGCAAGGAAGGAGCUGGUGCGAGCGCGUCCAAGGCUGCUCCUGCUGCGGCAUCGAGCCGAUCUGGUCGCGGAACGCUGGAUCCUCGCUUGGCUGUCAUCUACAACGGAGAGCGCAAGAUGGGUGAUCGCAACUCCGUCCUGCGUGGUGCGAAGCCUACAGACUUCUCCCACGUCCGCAAGCUGGCCGUGCCAUUCAUCCAGAAGAAGCCCCACGGUUCUUCCAACAUCAGCUCCAACCCCUCCCUCGCUCUUAACCAGAAGCCCCCGACGCGUCGUCCGGACCCCAUCAUUCUCCUUUCGCCCUCCGCCUCGUCCCUUCUCCGCCUUUCCAACAUUCGCUCCUUCCUUGAGCAGGGUCGCUACACCACCCCAGAUGGCGGCGCUGCGGCUUCAAACAUGCUGCACGUCUCCCGUAUCAUGAAGGAAAUCGACCCCUCUCGUCCCAUGCGUUUCAUCCUAGUUGAAGGCCCGGAACAGUUCAAGCCUGAGUACUGGAACCGCGUCGUUGCCGUUUUCACCACGGGCCAGUCGUGGCAAUUCAAGAAUUACAAAUGGAGCAACCCCCAGGAUCUCUUCCGUCGCAUCCAGGGUAUUUAUGUCGGCUGGCGAGGUGACCAGCCGCCUGACAGCGUCCGCGAGUGGGGCCACCGUGUGAUGCACAUUGGGGUCGACCGCUGGCGCGAUGGUGCUGGUGCAAUUGAGGCCGCCAAGUUCAGGGACAAGGAGGCCUCUGAGACAAUCUGGAGGACUGUUGAGGCCAACAUGAAGGCCAAGGGAUGGACAAAGACCACUGCGCCCACUCUGCUGUAA
This is a messenger RNA of Colletotrichum karsti, 1221 nucleotides long. RefSeq lists its product as uncharacterized. The record is from RefSeq and is a predicted model, not a curated record. Bases 1 to 1221 code for a protein of 406 amino acids. Gene Ontology annotation, cellular component: Cdc73/Paf1 complex. Gene Ontology annotation, biological process: transcription elongation by RNA polymerase II; positive regulation of transcription elongation by RNA polymerase II. Lineage: Eukaryota; Fungi; Ascomycota; Sordariomycetes; Glomerellales; Glomerellaceae. Gene Ontology annotation, molecular function: RNA polymerase II complex binding. The transcript has 2 exons.